Messenger RNA from Ceratotherium simum simum (southern white rhinoceros), 3177 nucleotides. The record is from RefSeq and is a predicted model, not a curated record. Lineage: Eukaryota; Metazoa; Chordata; Mammalia; Perissodactyla; Rhinocerotidae.
AUGAGCCUUAAACCCACAACCUGUGCUAAACGAUCUCAGGAGGCGGACGUCAUCCACGCUCCAGGUCCUCUUGCCUCCGGGUCAACUGCACAGUAUGUGGGCGUGCGCUUAGGUGGCCUGACCACGAUUGCUAGUUACUUGCAAGCGAAUCUUGGGUCUCAAACACAAGAUUCUAGUAAAUUUCAGGGGCGGGGUUCAUCGAUUAGCGUCCUGGCGAAGAUCGGAAUCCGAGAGCCGUGGGCUAACGGGCCCUCGCUGCAGCUCAUCCCAACCCGCCCGGGCCUCGGGCGGCCAAAGUGCAGGAGGCUGAGCGCGGCGCAGCUGCGUGGCGCGCCGUGGGCCCGGGUGCGCGGCGUCCGGCCGGGAGCCUCGGGAUGCAGGCGGAUGGUAGACUCAGGGGUCACUUGCGAAGAAAAUGCGUUACAAUCCACUACUAAAUGUUCUGAAAAGGAAGGUCCUUUGCAGUCUGUUAAGGAAGAUGGUAGGAGUGGAAUGGACCAGGAUGCCUUCUACCUUCAAUCACUUAUUACUGAUGCCUUCCAUGAUAAAGGAUUUCAAAAAAUAAAAGAAUAUUUUCAAGAGAGAGAGCGCCACAUUCCUCAAAAAUAUAAUCAUCUUCUAUUACACCAUCUUGACAGAUCAAUAAGCAAGGAACUGGAUAAAAAUGAAUUUCAGAAUGUUUCACUGUUGCUGAAAUGUAUUCAGCGGUUCUUCAUAGAUGGCCUCAAAGAAGAAGAGCCUUUGUUAAUUCAACAAGGACUGAUCCCAAAGAUGGUUUCCUGGUUUGAAAGAACAACAGGAUUUCUGACCACGGCAGAUCUAGCCUCAGACACAUCCCUGGUUAAUGUUACAGAAGACUUCUUUGACACGGCAUUGAUUAUUUCCAGGAGUAGUAGUAAAGGGAAAAUUCAGAUGUUGGGUUCCUUCAUAUUUACCUUAGGAUUUCUGGUGACGGAAAAGACUGUAAAUCAUUUGAUUCAAAGGGAGGCUUUGAAGACUAUGAACUGCAUUCUGCAGGCUGUACCUCGGGAAGAGAGAAAACAACUCUCCUUGUCAGAAGGCCCGUGUCGUCUUAUGAAAGACCUUGCAAGGACAAUCUUGACUGUGGGUGAUUAUGACCAGCAGGUUACUCUUUCUGAAGCAUUGUGUAGACUGACAACGAGAAAAUCAAGGGUUGACCUUGUCCAUCAGUGGUUUGAAGAUGAUGUCAUUGCUGAAGCUUUCAAAGAAGUUAAGGAUCGAGAAUUUGAGACGGACACUAGACUGUUCCUCAAUCACCUAAACAACAGACUUGGCGACCAAAGAAGGGUCUAUUCAUUUCCAUGUAUUGCUGCUUUUGCUGAUGAGAAUGAGAUGAGAAAACCAGCAGAUGAAAAAUUAGAGAAAUUUUGGAUUGAUUUCAACCUAGGAAGUCACAGUGUAACUUUUUAUAUAGACAAUACUGAGAGUGCUCUGUGGGACUCAGUAAUACUUUUGAAGGAAACAGUGAUUAACUUCAACAUAACAGAAACUGAGAAGAUGAAGAUGCUCAUUAUUAACCUGAAUCCUAUUAAUAUCAGAAACAAAGAAGUAACAAAAAUAGAAAUCCAUUUUGAUUUGCAAUUCAACAUAUCAGAAGCCUCCAUUAAAGCUUUAGGAGAAGACAAACAGGUGUUGCCUGAUCAGACAAAAGUCUCAGAACUUUUUGGUAAAUUUGAGAAAGAAGACACUGAGUUUCCCACCAGCCACAAAAGAGAGACAGACCAAGCAGAAGAAUCCCCCGAGAUGGCAGAGUUAACAAGUGCUGGAGAUGACCGUUGCCUAAUAACUCUUCCCUUUAACCAGUCUGAGCCUGCCGUGAGUAUGGGGAGCUUAGAACAAGAUCCUGAACAGUGUCCACCAGAUUGUCUCCUUGGGAAGUUGUAUGUUUAUCCCAACAAUUCUGAUGCUUUGGAAAACAUUUUUCAAACAAAUACAGCUGAUCGUUCACCUGAAAAAUCAAAACUGGACGAUACACAGAAAGUUACUUCAAAACUUGAGAAUUCUUCAGAUUUACAAGAACCAUCAGUAAAAAUUCAGGUUUCUGAAUUAAAUGACAAAUCUAGUUACAGGAAACACCUCUUCUCAGAGAGUGAUCAAGAUUCAAGUGCUAGUACCAGUGAGCUAUCUUGGACCAGUAACCAAAGAAAGAAAUCCCUAAAACCAUAUUCUGGUAGAAAAAAGACAAGAAUCAGAAGUAGCUUAAAAGUCUUGCCACGUUUCCCUCCUACUAGUGGUGGUGACCGUGAGAAAGACAAAGCUAAACUUCUAACACCGUUAUGGAAAGAUACCUCCAGGCAAAAUAACGCCACACCUCCAAAAAUUUCUGGAACAAAAUUUCAGGAUAGUUCUGCUUUGUUAACUCCUGAAGAUUCUGCCCAGAAAACAGAACUUCCAAGUCCCCACCCCCUGAGCGAUCUCUCUUCCUUGGAGCACUCAGAAGUUGAAGAAAAUGUGUCUAAGACUGUGAACCAAGAGUCAUUGGUGAAAAGUACUAGCUUCAAACAUAAACUGCAGAACUUGGAAGACAGAGACAUAUCAGAUGAUAGUUUUGCUAAGUGGAAACAGUCAAAACUGGAAGAAGAUGAUGCUCCAGGGUCCCUUUCCUCAGUAGCAGAAGAAGCAGACUUGGCAGAAGGCAUUUCCGCUCCAUCCCUAGAAGUUAUGCCAGAGAACUUGAAUGAUUCUGCCGUUAUCACAACCUUUGAAAACCUCACUAGAGAACUGAAAAGAAAGUACGAGCUAAGAUACAGCAGGAGUCUACUUUAUUCAAAAAAUGCAAAGCAAGCACCGGAUUGCCUAGUAAAACUUUUGAACCAGAUACAUCAGUGCAGAUUGGAUAAACUAGAGCAGUUUCACAGUUUUGUUCUUCGAGAACUGAGAAACCUUGAGGAGGCUAUUCAGGCUCUGAAACACCUUGAGAAGGAUAUUCUGGAAUUCUGUGGGAAACAAUCAGAUGAACUGAAAUCAUUCUGUGACCUGCAAGUGCUGAGUCUGAGCCGCCUGAGGAGGAUGAAGAUGGCUCGGGCCACACAAGCAGUGCUCUGUGCUCGUUCAUUUCGCUCCACUCCAAAUGGAAUCCCUGGGAACUGCGGAGUUGGAAUAGAAUAUGUUGGUAGCUUGCAAUUGUGUUCUUGUGCAUUUGUUCACAAAAGUUAA